This is a messenger RNA of Beta vulgaris subsp. vulgaris (sugar beet), 1929 nucleotides long. RefSeq names its product heparanase-like protein 3. NCBI's taxonomy places the organism in Eukaryota, Viridiplantae, Streptophyta, Magnoliopsida, Caryophyllales, Amaranthaceae. Gene Ontology annotation, molecular function: beta-glucuronidase activity. The transcript has 9 exons. The record is from RefSeq and is a predicted model, not a curated record. Gene Ontology annotation, cellular component: membrane; plant-type cell wall. The coding region runs from base 169 to 1809 and encodes 546 amino acids.
AAAAUUUAUAAACUCCCACUUGCUUCCGACACCCUCUGCUUCCUUUCUCCCUCCUUUUUAACAUCAACUCAUAACAUAAAAGAAAAACAAAAAAGAAUGGUUCUUGUUACCAAGUGAAAAAAGUAAAGAAAUUUGGGAAAUUUUUUGGUGGGAAAAAAAAUCUCAAAAAUGGGACUUCAGAUUUGGGUAAUGGGUAUGUGUUUUUUGGUGUAUUUUUUGAGCUCAAGCUUAGUUUUUGUUAGUACAAGCCCAGUUUUAGGAAGAAAAAGAGAAAAAGGAAGAGUUUACAUUAAUGGCAGAGCUGCCAUUGGAGAAACUGAUGAAGAUUUCAUUUGUGCUACCUUAGAUUGGUGGCCUCCUGAGAAAUGUGAUUAUGGAACUUGUGCUUGGGGUCAUGCUUCUCUUCUUAAUCUGGAUCUCAACAAUCAGUUAUUUUUGAAAGCAAUAAAAGCCUUUUCGCCUUUGAAGAUUAGGCUGGGUGGUACAUUGCAAGAUAAAGUGGUAUAUGAAAGCGAAGAUUCUAAGCUACCAUGCAUCCCUUUCAGUAACAAAACCACAGAAAUGUUUGGUUUUACUCCUGGGUGUUUACCAAUGAAGCGUUGGGAUGAGCUAAAUGCAUUCUUCAACAAAGCUGGGGCAUUGGUUGUUUUUGGACUGAAUGCUCUUGCUGGAAGAAGCAUUCAGCCUGAUGGCUCAGCUACCGGUGCAUGGGAUCCUUCAAAUGCUGAAUCUCUAGUUCGGUAUACCGUGGAAAAAGGCUAUGAUAUUUAUGGCUGGGAGCUAGGAAAUGAGCUCAGUGGCAGUGGAGUAGGCACGCGAGUUUCAGCAGCUCAGUAUGCAUCUGAUCUCAUCUCUCUGAACAACCUGAUGCAAGAGAUUUACAAGGCUAACAACGCUAAACCUCUGGUUAUAGCACCUGGUGGUUUCUUCGAUCAAAACUGGUUUACAGAAUUUAUCAAUAAGACGCACAACAACCUUGACGUAAUGACACACCAUAUAUACAAUCUAGGGCCAGGAGUUGAUGAACACCUUAUAGAGAAGAUCCUCGAUCCAUCAUAUCUCGAGGGAGAGGCAGAUACAUUUAGAAGACUCCAGAACAUUCUUACGAGUUCUGGGACUUCUGCAGUUUCAUGGGUUGGUGAAGCAGGAGGUGCUUAUAACAGUGGUCGAAACCAUGUCACUAAUUCAUUUGUGUUUAGUUUCUGGUAUUUAGAUCAGCUUGGAAUGGCAGCAAAGUAUGAUACAAAAACAUAUUGUAGACAAACUUUGAUUGGAGGAAACUAUGGCUUGCUUAACACCACGACCUUUGUUCCUAAUCCAGACUACUACAGUGCCCUUCUAUGGCAUAAAUUGAUGGGAAGGAAUGUACUAUCAACAAGUUUCUCUGGGACGAAGAAAGUUCGAGCUUAUGCUCAUUGCUCAAAACUUUCACAAGGGAUAACAAUGUUAUUAAUCAACUUAGACGGAAACAGCACCGUUGAAGCAAAUGUUGCCUUUAACGGAACUUGGAGUCUUCUACACACGCGACACCAUAUUCAUAAGCAUAAAAAUAGGGCACGAGCAAUCAAGUGGCACCAAAAAAAAGCAGCAGAUGGAGGAGUAAGAGGUGAAUACCAUUUAACAGCCAAAAAUGGUGACUUACAAAGCCAAAUAAUGCUGCUCAAUGGAGAAGCUUUAAGUGUAAAUUCAUCUGGAGAAAUUCCUGACUUGACUCCUUUACAUGUUAACUCAUCUGAGCCAAUAGUUUUAGGACCGUUUUCAAUUGUAUUUGUUCACAUGCCUUACAUUCUUCUUCCUGCUUGCAAAUAAUUAGGUGAAAUCUGAAAGAUUUCAUCUUAUAUUUGUUUUACUGUAAGGAAGUUCUAAUGGAGUAAUGGUAAUAAAAUUUAGAUUUAGAGGGUGGAACCAGAAUGGUUUCCAUCUGCACUA